AAAAAUUAAAAAUAAUUUCAGGUCUUUUUAUGUCAAAUUUGAAAAUAAAAUAAAAUUUUGCAAUUCUUUUAAAAAGGGAAAAUCUUUUUGAAAUGGCCGCUCAAUGUUCUUGCCCGGUGGAAACCACCACAACAUACCAUGAACAGUACCAGCAGUUGGAGAAAACGAAACCCAUCAAAAUUCAUGCCAAGCCAAUAGGUCUCGAUCAGGAGUUGAUAAGUGGGCAUAUUGGCAACAAUCUAUACCCACAUGUCAAGCCACCAAACAGCAAAGUUUGGCCAGGAAUGUUAAAAGAAUCGGAAGAAUACCAGGCAUUUCUGGCACGUUUGGAAAAAAGUCGUAAAGAAAUAUUUAAUCUCUAUUACAAAAGUCCACCGGUUCAGCAAAUGGUUAUACAAGACAUGUUCAGGAAUUUAUCAAAGAGCACAUAUCAAUGCAUCUAUUCGCCACAUGUUUAUGUGCCACGUAAGGAGUCCCUCCGGGCUAAAAUGGUUGAUAGCAGUGAUGUUAAUAUGCCUUAUCAAGAAACUACAUAUCGCACGUUUUAUCGGGACAUUCAAGAAUUGGAGAAAUUUAAAGAUUUGUUAAUUGCCACCAUUACAAAUCGAGAGAGAUUGGAAUUGAAACAAGAACUUAGAGGUAUAUACAAAUGUGGUCGUUCCACCUAUAAUGAUAGCAUAGCAAAACCUGCAGCCAUAUAUGCCAAGCCAACACGAUGGCCAGCUCCCAUUGAUCGUUACACCCUGAGACGUUCGUAGCAGCAUCCCAAUGAAUACUUACACUUUUUCCCACUCAUGAAAUAAUGGUAAAAUUUGUCUUGUAUGCGAUACCGGUACAAAAAUCAUGGAGUACUUUAGGAAUAUGUUGGUAUCCUGGAAAAUAAAAAAUUCAAAAUUAUUAUAAAAUAAAAUUGAAAAAUAUUCCACUUUUCAAACUUA
Musca domestica (house fly) is the source of this 938-nucleotide messenger RNA. RefSeq lists its product as uncharacterized. Lineage: Eukaryota; Metazoa; Arthropoda; Insecta; Diptera; Muscidae. The record is from RefSeq and is a predicted model, not a curated record. The coding region runs from base 93 to 758 and encodes 221 amino acids. The transcript has a single exon.